AAUAUAACUCAAUUUUGAAUUUAAGCAUUCAACGCCUAACUAAUAAAUUAGACGCAGUGGAUUUUACGUUGAAUGCUUCAAGAUAUAAACUAGAAUGCUUGACAAAGCAUUCUUGUUUAGUUUAGCAUUUUAUGUGGAAACAUUUCUUAUCUAUAUAUACUUUGUUGACACCUCCUGUAAAUUUUGCGGAAAUAAAUGAAUAUGAAAUGGAUGGAUUUUUCAGUUCGGAACAUUUCGAAUAUAACUUUCGCUUUCUUUUGAAACUUGAAAAAAUUGUAAGUAGCUGGGACACACAAUAUAAUUGACUAAAUCAAAGAACACCGAAGAACAAUGUUAUCAAUAGUAACUCAUAGUAAUCUACAUCUUGAUUAUUCAGAAUAGUGAUGAUUAUCCAGGAUAACCUUUUUGUAUUGUUUAACAAUGAGGAACAAAUGAGAGUUUUCAGAGGCCUAUAGCGUCCAAACUAGCCUAUAUAGAAAAAUGUUUGCCUAUUGAACUUUUUGUUUGUAAUGACUUGGACUAUAACAUAUCAAAAAUUCAGCCAAUUCGACAGGACGCCACUAUCCCUAAUGUGCGUUGUCCUUUAAGAGUUUUACUUCUAGAUUUAAUUAAUUUCAGUCGAAAAAUGAGAACGAUGCAUGAAGUUCAAGGGCUGACAGUUCAUUAUCAAAAGGAAAUUCCUAGUCCCUGAUGCAUGAUUGUACUCACCAAGUCAUCAAUAGGAAUAUAUGACAUUCAAUUGAUAUCAGAAUGAACGGAGAAACAGGAUGCUGAAGAAAAUAAAAACAUUACAUCCUACAAGAUAAGUACCAACAGAAUCUGAAUCAUAAAACUGCGAACAAAUGCCAGUGAAAUGUCGAUUACACUAGAAUUAAUUCUUCUGUUAUGUUACGUUUUUUUUGUGAACUGCUCACAAACAAGAAUUGUGGUUACGUGCGAUAGGAACGGUUUUACCUGUAAAACCAUUGGCUCUAAACGUUUAGUGACGUAUCAGUGUGGGUCAAACGGACAGGAUAUCCUCUUUCAGACAUGGAAUUUCGGCGAACCAAGUAACACAGCCUGGCUAGAGAUUAAAAAUUGCGAAAAACUCGAAAUAGACAUGAGCUGCAACCAGUACAGAAGAUCUUUCGAAUCGUUGACAAUAGAAAAUGUAAAGAAUCUUCGAUUCACCAGAAUAGUGUCCACGGUCAAAAACCCUACGAAAAUAGUAAUCAAGAAUGUCAAAUACAUUGAUGUCAUACCAGAAAAUACAUUCUCCAUUCCUCAUAUGGUCAAGUACAAUGGCGUGGCUUCUCAGCAUGAGCUGCAAGAGAUCCUAUUCGAAGAUGUCAGCAUAGGAACCAUCGAAGGCCAUGCCUUUCACAGUUUGAGAGGUUUCAAGACUUUUAACUGGACCAACGUCAACGUAACUCGUUUACAUGCAAACGCAAUCAAAAUUCAUUUCAAUACGACCGAGAAAUAUCAAGGCAGCUUCACUUUGAUGCAUAGUGCAAUAGAAAUAUCAGAGUACCUCAGCUUUCAGCUCUAUGUCAAGCAAGCACUUUUCAGGAAUAAUAAAUUCGUGGAGAUAAUGCCUGGUGGUAUAAACGGUACCAUAGAAACAUUCGACUUCUUCAGCAAUAUUAUAAACACUCUCCAGCCAGGUGCUAUAUCCAUACUGUCAAAAACUGUAAAUAUAAUGGAUAACACCUUCAACUAUUUGAAAUAUGGGAGCUUGGAGAAGAUCAGCCCAGGACUUCUAGUAGACUCCCACAUCAGUUUCGGCAACUUGCAGUUUUCGUAUAAAUUUAUUAAAAAUAAAAUAAUAUACGUCGACGCUGGGAGUUUAAACCCUGACAUGGAAGCGUACAAUAAAGUGUCAACUCAUUUCGACUUCAGCUCAAAUUCCAUCCUGUGUUCUUGUGAAAAUAUGGGAUGGCUGAUGUCUGGGGUGGGUCAUGGGUAUUCUACAAGUUCUCUGCAGCAUUUCUAUGAAAUUAUAACCGAUAGGAAUAACUCAAAUGUUUGCUCGGGAAUAAGUUGUAUGAAAAUCAUAUCCGAUAUAAAGCAUUUGCUCAAAAACGACAAAUGCACUCCCAUCGAGAAUUUCUGUCAUACCACAAAUCCUCCACCCAACAACAAUAGAUCGAAAGAACUUGUGUGGUUAAAUGACAGUGAAAGUAUCAUUUCUGGAUGUCAUUAUUUCAAAUCUAACUUCAUGUAUAUUAUUGCUGCAAGUUUAUAUUCCUGCUUGCGUCAAUACAUUUCCUAAAUUCUUGUAAAUGUAAUUUCAUAAGUCGAAUGUAUACAGAAUGUAGAAGACAAACAGAUGUUCUCGUCAAAUAAAUAUUUAGAAUGAAUAAGCACAAAACAUAAACAUUACCUAAAAGACCAAUGUUUGGGUCGUUGUAAAGUAUCAACAGUGAAAUUGAAUAUAGUUUGAAUAAAUAAUAAUUAAAUGAA
This is a messenger RNA of Harmonia axyridis, 2442 nucleotides long. RefSeq lists its product as uncharacterized. NCBI's taxonomy places the organism in Eukaryota, Metazoa, Arthropoda, Insecta, Coleoptera, Coccinellidae. The transcript has 3 exons. The record is from RefSeq and is a predicted model, not a curated record. Bases 854 to 2251 code for a protein of 465 amino acids.